AUGCUUUCCACAAGGAAAGAGAAGUACUUCCGCGCAGUUCGGCGGCUGUUCACCACGCUCGACCAGAACUCGGACGGAGGCAUCACGAAGCAAGAGUUCGAGCAAGCCUGGGACAACCCAGUCUUACAAACAGUCUUUGACGCCCUGGAGAUCAGUGCGUCGGAUGCCUGGCAGCUCUUCACGGAGCUCGACUCGGACGGCAGCGGCGAAGUCGACGUCGACGAGUUCUUGGAAGGCUGCAUGAGCAUCAAGGGGCCCGCGCGGUCCAUCGAUGUGGUGCGGAUCAAGAAGGAUCUGCUCCGGCUGAGACAGCGCCUGGAGUACCUUUGA
This is a messenger RNA of Symbiodinium natans, 330 nucleotides long. The record is from the annotation of a GenBank genome assembly. NCBI's taxonomy places the organism in Eukaryota, Dinophyceae, Suessiales, Symbiodiniaceae.